Molecule: messenger RNA, 1056 nt
Organism: Pipistrellus nathusii (Nathusius's pipistrelle)
Lineage: Eukaryota; Metazoa; Chordata; Mammalia; Chiroptera; Vespertilionidae
Source: the annotation of a GenBank genome assembly
AUGUCGUACUUCCCGGAGCUCUACUUCAAUGUGGACAAUGGCUACCUGGAGGGACUGGUGCGCGGCCUGAAGGCCGGGGUGCUCAGCCAGGCGGACUACCUCAACCUGGUGCAGUGCGAGACGCUCGAGGACCUGAAGCUGCACCUACAGAGCACUGACUACGGCAACUUCCUGGCCAACGAGGCAUCACCGCUGACAGUGUCAGUCAUCGAUGACCGGCUCAAGGAGAAGAUGGUGGUGGAGUUCCGCCACAUGAGGAACCACGCCUAUGAGCCACUCGCCAGCUUCCUGGAUUUCAUUACUUACAGCUACAUGAUUGACAACGUGAUCCUGCUCAUCACGGGCACGCUGCACCAGCGCUCUAUCGCCGAGCUGGUGCCCAAAUGCCACCCGCUCGGCAGCUUUGAGCAGAUGGAGGCCGUGAACAUUGCACAGACACCCGCCGAGCUCUACAAUGCCAUCCUGGUGGACACGCCCCUGGCGGCUUUCUUCCAGGACUGCAUCUCAGAGCAGGACCUCGAUGAGAUGAACAUCGAGAUCAUCCGCAACACGCUCUACAAGGCCUACCUGGAGUCCUUCUACAAGUUCUGCACCCUGCUGGGCGGGACCACGGCCGAUGCCAUGUGCCCCAUCCUGGAGUUUGAAGCAGACCGCCGCGCCUUCAUUAUCACCAUCAAUUCCUUCGGCACGGAGCUGUCCAAGGAGGACCGUGCCAAGCUCUUUCCGCACUGUGGGCGGCUCUACCCGGAGGGCCUAGCGCAGCUGGCUCGGGCUGAUGACUACGAGCAGGUUAAGAACGUGGCCGACUACUACCCGGAGUACAAGCUGCUCUUUGAGGGUGCAGGCAGCAACCCUGGAGACAAGACCCUGGAGGACCGCUUCUUCGAGCAUGAGGUGAAGCUGAACAAGCUGGCCUUCCUCAACCAGUUCCACUUCGGCGUCUUCUACGCCUUCGUGAAGCUCAAGGAGCAGGAGUGUCGCAACAUCGUGUGGAUCGCCGAAUGCAUUGCCCAGCGCCACCGCGCCAAGAUCGACAACUACAUCCCCAUCUUCUAA